AAUGAGAGAGCAGGAGAGCAGAAUUUUACAUAUGGAAGUGGAAUCACCAAGUCCAGAGAGCAGAUAUAAUGUUGCAGAUUGUAAGUAUGCAAAAAGGCACAAGAGAAAAAGGAAAAUAUGCAUGCUGGUUCUAUGCACCUAUAUGGUUCUCACUAUAACAUAUACUAUCUUGAAUUUCACGGUUUUUAGGCCCAAGCGCCCGACCAUCACCCUCGUUUCCACCACUCUCCAGGACCUGGCUGUGUCUGUUGACGCGGCCAGGCUCAAGGUUUUCCUCAACAUCACUAUAGCUGGAAGCCUCUCCAUUAAGAAUUCCAACAGGGUCAGUUUCGAAUACGAAGACAUCAACCCUUAUAUUGAGUACGGGGGCGAACGAGUGGGAGACGUACACGUCCCAGCUGGGAAAGUUGGCUCACGAACCACAUCAACUUUGAACUUUACAAUGGUAUUUUUGGCAGACGGGUUGUCAUUGAGUCCCAAUUUGUAUUCGGACGUAGUCGAAAAGGGGAUGAUGAAGUUCAUUGUUUACGUGAAACUGAAGGGCAAAGUAAAACUAAAUGUGUUGUUCAAAGUCAAGGUGAAAGUUUCCUCCAAAUGUGAUCUGACCUUGGAUAUCCGCACGGCAUCUGUCGCCGAGCAAUCUUGUCAUUCUAAGACUAAGUUAUAGCUUGGAUAAUGUGGACCGAUACAAAUUCAGUUAGAGGCGCAUAUCUAGAAUUUGAAACAAUCUAUUUAUAUUACUAAAUGGAUUUUCAAACAAAUAUACGAUUUGGGUCAAAUCUAUUUGCUCCUGCACUGAGCGACCAGUAGUAGAGGUGCUCUUCAGGAGAAGUGUUCGACCGAACUCGGUAGUUUUGGCUCAAAUCAUGUAUUUGCAUUAAGAAGUUCAUUUAAUUUGUAGAAAAAAUAAAUUUAGAACCCAAUUACUAGCUACCACUUGAGGUUGCUAUCAUACAAUCUAGAACCCUAAAGUUCAAAUCUUAGCUCCGCCUUUAUUAUCUACACCUAUGUGUGUGGGAGUUAUUGUAGAUUUUGUUCCUUUUAUCCUUCACGAGACACAAAUAUCAU
Lycium ferocissimum is the source of this 1068-nucleotide messenger RNA. RefSeq lists its product as uncharacterized. Lineage: Eukaryota; Viridiplantae; Streptophyta; Magnoliopsida; Solanales; Solanaceae. The record is from RefSeq and is a predicted model, not a curated record. Bases 2 to 667 code for a protein of 221 amino acids. Gene Ontology annotation, cellular component: plasma membrane. The transcript has 2 exons.